AAGAAAAACAAGAAACAAAUGGAAAUGAAGCUCACAACUCUUUGAAUGAGAGUUUUGGUGAACACCUUCUCCCAUAUUUUCUUCACUUCUUUAUUUGGCCGUUUUGAUUUCUUAAUCUUUGUUAUUCAUCUUACCCAUUUGUUCUCUUCUAUUCUUUGUUGCUUUUUACCAACCAAACCUCUCAAAUCUGCAAUUUUUUAAUGUGAAGAUCCCAUAAAAGCGCCUUGAAGCUUUAACUUCUGGCUUAUUCCAAGCUUCUGUUCCUUCUUCCUUUCUUUUGUUGUUUCUCUCCAUCUGGGUAUCUCUGAAAUUCAGAAUUAGAUUGCUGAUGUGUUCUCUCCUGCCUCUUGAUGCCCGCCUUCUUCACCAGGUUUUCUAGCAGCUUCAAAGGAUUUCUAUGUGAUACACAGUCAUUGCUAUAGACUUGCAAUAAUCCAACUUGAAGAGAUAGAGAGAGACCUAUUUGAUUCUUUCUGCAUUCAAUAAUUAUAAUCAGUUAAUGCCCAUUGGACAUGCGACACUUGGUGAUAACACACUCAGAUUGUUUUUGGUUCAAAAAUCAUUUAUCCAUAACUUCCAUUGGUUUAUAAGAAUACACUUUAGUUAGGUUGUAUAGAUCCAUCUGCUACUUCAUAUAACAAAUCAAAACUCUACAAGCUUAAAGGUAGCAGUGGCAAGUCCAGUUUAUCACUUCAGAUAUUCAGUUCAAAUAUAGAGCUAACUCUUACUCCUUUGAGAGUAACAACCAACGAAACCUCUCUGACAGUUUGACCCUCCUACAGAAGAAUUUCCUAAAUCACAAAUGGAGUUCCUCUGCCCAGCUAAGUCUGCCAUUCCAGGAACUAUUUUCUACACUCAAGGUGGCUCCUCUUACCAGAUUGUGACUACCUCAAGUGCUUUAGUUAGCACACAAAACUCAGUUAACUCUUUCACAGCCAUGAGACAUCCUGUUGCCUAUCAAUCUUAUUGUUUGUCAGGAUACUUGGAUGAUCAGAACCCAGAUAAUGGAACACUAGACUAUGAUGAUGAUGAGGUUAGGUUAAAGCUUCAAGAACUGGAGAAUGCACUCCUUAAUGAUAAUGAUGAUGAUGAUGAUGUGUUUGGUAUGGACCAAAACAUGGAUAUUGAUGGUGAAUGGACCGACCCCAUAAAGGAUUUAUUAUUCAUCAAUUCACCAAAGGAAUCUUCAUCCUCAGACUCUAAUCUCAGUGGCACUAGCAGCAAUAAGAAGGUGCCAGAGAUGCCCAUGAUACCUCCUAUCUGCCCCCCACACUCUUCUAGAACCCCAACGCCUAAGCAGUUGCUUUUUGAUUGUGCUGUUGCAAUUUCAGAAGGCAACAUGGAGGAAGCAUCAGCCAUGAUAACUGAACUUCGUCGGGUGGUCUCAAUCCAAGGAGAUCCUUCCCAGAGGAUAGCAGCAUAUAUGGUAGAAGGCCUUGCAGCACGUAUGGCUGCAUCAGGAAAAGGACUCUAUAAGGCUCUAAAAUGCAAGGAGCCACCCUCCUCUGACCGGUUAUCAGCCAUGCAAGUCCUCUUUGAAGUUUGCCCUUAUUUCAAGUUUGGAGUGAUGGCAGCAAAUACUGCAAUAGCAGAAGCAAUCAAGGAUGAAAGAAGGGUCCAUAUUAUUGACUUCGACAUAAACCAAGGGACCCAGUACAUACAGCUGCUACAAGCUCUUGCAAUUCAACCAAGCAAACCACAAAACAUUAAGAUAACAGUGGUUGAUGACCCAGAGUCUGUGCAACGUGCAGUUGGUGGCUUGAAGGUCAUUGGACAAAGACUUGAGAAUCUUGCAGAGGCAGUCAAAUUACCUUUUGAAUUCCGAGCAUUAGCAGCAAAAACUGCAGAUGUUACCCCAUCUAAGCUGGAUUGCCAACCUGGUGAAGCUGUCAUUGUCAACUUUUCCUUUCAGCUCCACCACAUGCCUGAUGAGAGUGUCUCAACAGUAAACCAGAGGGAUCAGCUCCUCCGUAUGGUCAAGAGUUUAAAUCCAAAGCUAGUAACAGUGAUCGAGCAAGACAUGAAUGCUAAUACUGCCCCUUUCUUUCCAAGGUUUAUUGAGGCAUACAACUACUACACAGCUGUGUUUAACUCACUUGAUGCAACACUGCCAAGGGAGAGCCCAGAUAGAAUGAAUGUUGAAAGGCAGUGUCUAGCACGAGAUAUAGUCAACAUUGUGGCAUGUGAAGGCGAAGAUAGGAUUGAAAGGUAUGAGGUUGCAGGGAAAUGGAGGGCCAGGAUGAUGAUGGCUGGAUUCACAUCAUGUCCCCUAAGUGCAUAUGUCAAUGAGACAGUCCAGAAACUUCUAAAGCAAUACUGUGAUAGGUACACAGUGAAGAAAGAGGAAGGAGCACUCCACUUUGGAUGGGAGGACAAAAUGUUGAUAGUUUCUUCUGCAUGGAGAUGACCAGGUUUUGUUUAAUUUUAGGUAUUUGUUGCAAUGUGUAUCUUAUCCACUUCCUAUCAUCAUAUUACAUUAGUGUAUAUGUAUAUAAUGCAGGUGUAAGCACAUUCAGAUCACAUCUAAGCUGAGUUAGGAGAAUAGAUAUUUUCAACCUCCCCCCCCCUCUCCAAACCUCAUUUUCUGUACUUAAAUUGUAGAGAACUGGAGAUGCCUAACUAAUUAUACUUCAUGACACACAUGAAAAUAAUAUUAUAUUACCAUAUC
This is a messenger RNA of Nelumbo nucifera (sacred lotus), 2668 nucleotides long. Lineage: Eukaryota; Viridiplantae; Streptophyta; Magnoliopsida; Proteales; Nelumbonaceae. The record is from RefSeq and is a predicted model, not a curated record.